Messenger RNA from Plasmopara halstedii, 3453 nucleotides. RefSeq names its product udp-n-acetylglucosamine pyrophosphorylase. Gene Ontology annotation, molecular function: UDP-N-acetylglucosamine diphosphorylase activity. The record is from RefSeq and is a predicted model, not a curated record. Gene Ontology annotation, biological process: UDP-N-acetylglucosamine biosynthetic process. NCBI's taxonomy places the organism in Eukaryota, Oomycota, Peronosporomycetes, Peronosporales, Peronosporaceae. The transcript has 8 exons. The coding region runs from base 1 to 3453 and encodes 1150 amino acids.
AUGCUAAAUGCUGAAAAGGAGGAAUUAUCGUUUCACGAAAAUCUUCUGGAGUGUUGUGGCUCUAGUCGAUGGGCUGCAGAAAUGCAUAAGAGGUCUCCCUUUCAAAAUAUCCCAGAGCUGAGCCAAGCGGCUGAUGAAGUGGAUGCCUUGUUGACUGAGGAGGAUUGGCUGGAAGCUUUUGCUGCUCAUCCGAAGAUAGGACGAGUGAAGAAGCCGAUCAAGGAGUGGGAAGCCCAGGAACAAAUGGCAACAAAAAAUGCUGAUGAAGCAACUUUGGAUCGGCUAGAAGAGCUCAAUGAUGCUUACUACAAGAAAUUCGGGUUUAUCUACAUUGUUUGUGCGACCGGAAAGUCUGCAUCUGAGAUGCUUCGCAUUUUAGAAUCUAGACUGCACAAUAGUCGAGAAGACGAGCUCGUGAUCGCCGCAGGCGAACAAAGCAAAAUUACCAAAAUUCGAUUAAAAAAGCUUUCGUCAAGGGUCUUAACAUCAAAAUUUGGGCUCAUGCCACACGUCCCGGAAGAGCUUGCACGUAAGCUGCGUGUAGCUGGACAAGGACAUGUGCUUAAGUUUGAUGACGCCAACAAGCUCGUGGCUAGCGAAGGACAGGAGCUUACAGCAGAACUUGAGUCUCUUGAUCUUGAGCUAUUACAGAAAAUCUUUAAAGCUUCUACAAGCUCAAAGGCUUUGGAAACAAAUAAUAUCGAGCCUCUCGAAAGUUACGAUCUGUUGGAAGAAUGUUCGAUUGAGGAGAAGCAGCGAUGGGAAGAUCGCGGUUUUGAAGCAAUUAGUCAAGGUCAGCUAUGUGCUUUGGUACUAAGUGGAGGUCAAGGUACUCGACUGGGCUUUGCAGGUCCCAAGGGAAUGUAUAAUGUGGGGCUGCCGUCCGAAAAGAGUCUUUUUCAACUGUUUGCAGAGAGACUCUUAGCUUUAGAAGCUCUCGUAGCUCAAAAGUACCCUAUGCAAUCACGAGAUACGAUUCAAAUCAUGUUUUAUGUGAUGACAAGCAAGAUGAAUCACAACACGACGGUCGAGUUUUUUGAAAAUCACAAUUUCUUUGGACUGAAAAAGUCGCAAAUGUUUUUCUUUCCACAAGGCACAUUGCCGUGCUUGACAUUGGAAGGCAAACUCAUUUUGGAGAAUACUCACAAACUGGCGGUUGCGUCGGAUGGUAAUGGAGGUAUUUACAAGGCUUUAAAGACUAGUGGGGCACUCACAAGGCUACAAGGGCAUGGUGUGAAAUAUAUACACGUUUUUUCGGUAGACAAUGCAUUGUGUAAGGUGGCAGAUCCAGUAUUUAUUGGCUACUGCAUUGAUAAACAAGCAGAUUGUGGAAAUAAAGUAGUGUGGAAAUCUCGUCCCGACGAGAAUGUAGGCGUUGUGGCCAAGCGUAAUGGAGCGUACUGCGUUGUGGAGUAUACAGAGCUUAAUGAUACUGCGUCAAAGCAGAUAGAUCCUGCAACCGGCAAGCUUAGUUUCGGUGCUGCCAAUAUUUGCAACCACUUUUUCACUGUUGAUUUCUUAACAGACGUGGUGCUUCCGAACUUAAGUCUUGAGUACCAUGUAGCUCACAAGAAAAUUGCUAUGGCAGAUGACUCUGGCGCUACUUUUACACCCACAGAGAAUUCAGGAAUCAAGCUGGAGUCUUUCAUAUUUGAUGUCUUUACAUUAUCUUCAAAAAUGGCAGUGCUUUCUGUUCCACGAAAGACAGAGUUUGCUCCAGUCAAGAAUCCUCCGCGAUUCCCUACUGACUCCCCUGAUAGUGCACGUCGCAUGAUACAUGAGGAAGGAAAAUCAUGGCUCGUGAAUGCGGCAUCUUCCAUUUUAGAUAGCUCUGACGAGUUAGCGAACUUUGAACGCAAACUGGAGGAAGCCAUUUGCAUUGAGAUAUCGCCUCUGGUUUCCUAUAACGGUGAAGGUUUGUCUACUCAUGUCAAUUUUUUGAUCAAAAAUUUCCUGCGUGAUAUCAUCCGGUUAGAAAGUUCCAAGUUUAUGGCCAACGCUAACUCAGUCCCAGCUUCUCUUCGGAAGACGUACGAAAAAGCAGGCCAAAGCCAUGUCUUUCGAUUUAUUGAUGCCGGCAAAAUCAACGCACACGAAGCAUGUGAGUUAGUAGAAGAUCUCAGACAGUAUGACCCGCACCAGAUUGCUGCUCUCUUCGACCGUUCAGUCAAAGCUGAGAGCGUCAUGAACGUGGAUGCAGACGAAAUUGCACCUCUAGAAGACGAUGCGGUGCAGCAGCUGAGUGAGACUGCGCCCGAAAUCAUGACAAAGUGGCUAGAUUUAGGUCUUGAAGCUGUUGCAAACGGCACAAUAGGUGCAUUGAUUCUCAGUGGUGGUCAAGGAACUCGACUUGGCUUUGCUGGUCCCAAGGGCAUGUACGAUAUCGGUCUUCCUUCUGGCAGAUCUCUUUUUGAGAUUUUUGCUUUGCGUAUUCGCAAGGUGCAGGAGCUUGCACAAACUCGUUUCAUGCUGCCUAAAGCUCCGAGUAUUAUGCUGCUCAUCAUGACCAGUGCAAUGAAUCAUGAGUCUAUCGUUUCAUUUUUUCAUGAAAUGAAUUACUUUGGACUUUCAAGAGAUCAGGUCCAUUUUUUCUCUCAAGGUACGCUACCAUGUUUUACGAAUGAUGGAAAAUUCAUUCUUGAGACAGCAAGUCAACUCGCGCGGGCUUCCGACGGUAAUAGUGGUAUCUAUUCAGCUCUGAAGCGAAGUAAAAUACUUGAUUUACUAUGCACGCGUAACGUGAAACAUUUACAUGUUUUUUCGGUGGACAAUGUACUUUGCAAGGUUGCUGACCCGGCGUUUAUCGGCUACUGUAUUGACCAAGACGCCGACUGCGGAAUUAAAGUCGUGUGGAAGACACGGCCUGACGAAAAUGUGGGUGUUGUAGCGAAGCGCAAUGGAAAGUAUUGCGUUCUGGAGUAUUCAGAACUCGACCGUGCUGCGUCAGAACGUGUCAAUCCUACGAGCGGGAAACUUAGUUUCGGCGCUGCUAAUAUUUGCAACCAUUUGUUCCGUAUUGACUUUCUCAAGAGGUGCUGUAACCAGACCGAUCCAAACUACCACGUCGCUAGAAAGAAGAUUUCUUAUGUUGAUGACAAAGGCACUAAGACGAUAACCCCAAUGAGCAACACUGGAAUUAAGCUUGAGUCGUUCAUCUUUGACGUCUUUCCAUUCUCUCAAAGCUUUAAAGUGCUUGGUGUGACACGAGAAGAUGAAUUUGCACCAGUCAAGAAUGCUCCUGGAGCCGUGUCAGACUCGCCUCUUACCGCUCGCCAACUUGUGUUUCAGCAAUGCAAGCGCUGGCUGCUAGAAGCCGGUGCGACCUUCAUAGAUAACGAGUCCGAUAGCAUAUGCGAGAUUUCGCCAUUAUUAUCCUACAAUGGUGAAGGUCUGGAGGAACUUGCAAGCACGAAAUCUCCAAUUCAGCUUCCCGUGGUGCUUGAUCGAACAUAG